UACCUCUGCUAGUGCUUUCGUAGAAGCUGUGAUGUCACAACCGUGUUCGGCCGUGUUAAUCCCAAAGUGACGAAGAAGCCAGAAGUAUCCUCCGGGCUUUUGUGAACCGCGGACUCGACUCGUUCUUCGCGUUCUCCCUUCGGGUGCGACUGUCGCAGUGUCGAAAAAUAUACGUACCCGCGUCUUGUGCGUCCACUCGACUCGCACUUCGCAGCUCCGCCGGCAAGACACGUUUGUUCCGUUUUGUUCGGAAAUCGACGGCAGCACUCGAAGAACACGCGCUUCGCCGGUCGCCCACAGAGCGAACGAUUCCUCGACGGACGGCAAUGACGCACAAAAAGAUGACGGGAUCCUUCUGCGUCGAGUCAUGAGACAUGGAAGACGUCCUUCGAGUUUCGUGCCGCGGAUGUUUGCGCUGCCGUAGAGGACUCCGUCGCCAUGGAAACGUGCGUGCUCAUACCGCCGGAGUUCAGCCUGGUGCUGAGCACCGCGGAGGACUCUUCGAAGCGCGACAGCGACUUGGACGAGGACGACGCCGCGUCCAAGACCCAUCCGUACGACAUGAAAGUGCGACUGUGGGCCAACCAGGCCAUUCCCGCCGGCAAGGUCUUCUCUCCUGCCGAGGGCUCGGUUCGGCUCGAUCGACUGGAAGUGUACGGUCUUCUGGAUGACAAUGACGUACGUGAGCGCAGCUCCAUUUCUUUUGGCAUAUGCACAGUCGAGCGCAAAAGUUUAAGGACAAGAGUUGCCGCUAAAUUUAUUUUUCUUUUUGUCUUCUAAGCCUAGCAAUAAAUGCUGAAAUCGAG
Messenger RNA from Dermacentor andersoni, 806 nucleotides. RefSeq lists its product as uncharacterized. Gene Ontology annotation, molecular function: protein binding. NCBI's taxonomy places the organism in Eukaryota, Metazoa, Arthropoda, Arachnida, Ixodida, Ixodidae. The record is from RefSeq and is a predicted model, not a curated record.